Molecule: messenger RNA, 5706 nt
Organism: Herpailurus yagouaroundi (jaguarundi)
Lineage: Eukaryota; Metazoa; Chordata; Mammalia; Carnivora; Felidae
Gene: FGD6
Product: FYVE, RhoGEF and PH domain containing 6
Exons: 22
Coding region: 180-4469 (1429 amino acids)
Biological process (GO): regulation of GTPase activity
Cellular component (GO): cytoplasm
Molecular function (GO): metal ion binding; guanyl-nucleotide exchange factor activity
Source: RefSeq, a predicted model, not a curated record
AGUCCCUGGAGCCGGUCGCGUCCUUUGUGCGGCGCUCUGCUUGCGCCGCGGGACCUUCGGACGGAAUGCGGCCCCUGGCAGAAGCUUUUCUCUUCUUGAAGAGAACUCUUGAAACAAUGGACUGUAAGAGGAGCAUGGAUUGAGGGGGGCUAACGGGGAAGCGAGCUGCACAGGGAAUCAUGACUUCUGCCGCGGAGAUUAAGAAGCCACCAGUGGCCCCCAAGCCAAAGCUUGUGGUAGCAAAUAAUAAGCCUGCUCCACCUCCUGUUGCGCCUAAACCUGAUAUUGUGAUUUCUAGUGUUCCACAGUCAACAAAGAAAACCAAACCAGCAAUAGCCCCGAAACCAAAGGUUCUGAAAGGCUCACCUGUUAGAGACAUCGGGCAGUCACCAUCAAGGAAAAUCAUUGUGAACCUGCAAGAGCAUAAACAGGAAUUACCUAAAAAUGCUGACAACUCUAAUUGUAAAAAUGUAGGGCAUCAGAGCAGCGAUUAUAUUUUACCAAUGUGCUCCUGUAAUUCUCAGUGUAUCCAUAAACUUGGGAAUAGAGAACAUGUGUGUGUAAAGCAGCUUAUCUUAGAGCCCCUGGAAAUGCAUGAAAAUUUAGAAAAUAGUAAAAUUGAUGAGUCCUCUUCAGCUAUAAAAACAAGGAGUAAAUGUGAUUCUAACUUUGAAAAAGUCAAGAGCCAGAAUGCAGUAGUUUUAAAGGCAAACAUCCUAGAAGAGAAGCUUAAAGAUGUUUUAACACAACGAGCAUCACCUUUUAUUUCCCUACAGAAGCACAGCUCCACAGACAGCCCAGAAAUGACUGAUGGCUGUAAUUCCAACAGACAAUUCAGAAUUGAGUUUGCAGACCUGUCACCUUCCCGGUCCAGCCUUGAAAAAGUUCCUGAUCAUCACCACUGCCACUUACAGAUUCCUAGUGAUGAAACUUAUCAGCAUAGCAGUGAAAAAAGCAACAGUUGCUUUCAUUCAUCUGAACGAGAAACUCUGGAAAAUGAUAAAAGAAGUACUUUUCCAUCUUCAGAUGGAGUUAGUAAGAAAUCAGAAGUCAAAGAUCUUGGUCCCUUAGAAAUUCACUUAGUACCAUAUACCCCCAAAUUUCCAACUCCCAAGCCCAGAAAGACACGGGCUGCUCGUCUGUUACGCCAAAAGUAUAUAGAUGUUCCUAGUGAAAGUACUGAAGAACCAGAGAAUUUAGACAGUAACCCUUCUUGUCCUUUAGAAGCUGGUUUGAAAAACAGUAAGAUUGGUGUUCUUCAUCAGAAUGUUUUGUGUAACCAGGAACAGGUGGACAAAGUGAAGCCAGGAAAUAAAAGUGAAUUGAAUGCGUACUGCAACAGUGACAGACAAAAUUUACUCAAUCCACAGAAAGUUAUGUGUCAUGAAACAUCUUCCUUUGACAAAAUAGAAACAGAUUGUAAUUUGAGUUCUGACACCAAGACAAUAGAUGGUUCCAGUAUGUCACUUGCUAUGGACAAAGGGACCAGUUUUAUAAGAUGCAGUACUUUAUCUAUGAGCCUGCCUAAGCAACUCAAAUUAACUUGCAAUGAACAUUUGCCUACUGCCUGUAACCUGGAAGCGUCUGCCCCUCAAAUGCAAAAAGAAUCUAUAAUAAAAGGUGAAAGUUCCUCAAGAAUUGUCCCCAAAAAACCUCAGAGACACAGCUUGCCUGCUGCAGGAGUACUUAAAAAAGCUGCCUCAGAGGAGCUGGUGGAGAAAAUUUCUUAUCCCUCAAAUGAAGAAAACAAUUCAGAGAAGGGUCUAGAAAGAAAUCACCUUCGACAUUUGUGUGCCCAAAACCAUGGUAUGUUGUCCUCCUUUGAUAUGACUAAACAGACUUCAGAAAAGCCAGUGUGGAAAUUACCUCAUCCUAUUUUACCCUUUUCGGGGAACCCAGAAUCCUUAAAAUCUGUCACCAUAUCAUCAAAUAGUGAGCCUUCAACUGCCACGACUAAGCCUAGAGCGAAAUCAUUAUCUGCUAUGGAUGUGGAGAGGUGCACUAAGCCUUGCAAAGACUCUCAAAAGAAGAACUCUUUAAAGAAGUUGCUGAACAUGAAACUGUCCAUCUGUUUCAUGAAGAGUGACUUCCAGAAAUUUUGGUUCAAGAAUAGCCAAGUUGGAGAUACAACCACAGGCAGCCUCUCAGGUGGGGAGCGGAAAGGGAUUGAAAGUGAUUGGCAUGGCACGUUGGUAGAAGAAAAGAAAAGUAAGCCCAUCAAAGCAUACUCUGCAGAUAAUUACAGCCUAGAAUCCCAGAAGAAGAGGAAAAAGUCUCGGGGCCAGACCAGUGCAGCUAAUGGACCAAGAUCUGAGUCUUUGGAUGACCAAAUGCUCUCCAGGGAGUCAUCAUCUCAGACACCUUGCAAAUCUAUUACAAGUGGCUAUGCACCAGAGUAUGAAAAUAUACGCCAUUAUGAGGAAAUACCAGAGUAUGAGAACUUGCCAUUUAUUAUGGCUGUAGGGAAAACUCCCGAGUUAGAAUGGCAAAAUUCCAGAAGCAUGGAGGACACCGAUGCAAAUGUGUAUGAGGUAGAAGAGCCAUAUGAAGCUUCAGAUGGCCAGCUGCAACUUGAAUCCAGACAUCAGCAUUCCAGUUCUGGAACAUCCCAGGAGGGACACAAUGAUCUUGACCUUGGUCUUGGUGAACUUCCUUCAGAUGAGGAAGAAGACCUCAACAGUUCUGACGAAGAUGAUGUCAGUUCUGAUUCUAGUAAAGGGGACCCUGACCUGGGAGACAAACAGCCACGAAGGUUUUCAAAGGAUGAAGAUACUGGAAUGAAAAGUAAAGUCCAUCAUAUUGCCAAGGAGAUUAUGAGCUCAGAGAAAGUGUUUGUGGAUGUGUUAAAACUUUUGCAUAUUGAUUUCCGAGAUGCAGUGGCCCAUGCUUCCAGGCAACUUGGGAAACCCGUGAUUGAGGACCGGAUCCUAAAUCAGAUCCUGUACUACUUGCCUCAACUGUAUGAGCUCAACCGGGAUCUCCUGAAGGAACUGGAGGAAAGGAUGUCAAACUGGACUGAACAACACAGAAUUGCUGAUAUCUUUGUAAAGAAGGGACCAUAUCUAAAAAUGUACUCCACAUACAUCAAAGAAUUUGAUAAGAAUAUAGCUUUGCUGGAUGAGCAGUGCAAGAAGAACCCAGCAUUUGCUGCUGUUGUUAGAGAAUUUGAGAUGAGCCCACGCUGUGCUAAUCUGGCCCUCAAGCACUACCUACUCAAGCCAGUUCAGAGGAUCCCCCAGUACAGGCUGCUGCUGACAGAUUAUUUGAAAAAUCUUCUAGAGGACUCUGGAGAUUUCAGAGACACUCAAGAUGCCCUUGCUGUUGUUAUUGAGGUAGCCAACCACGCCAAUGACACCAUGAAGCAAGGGGACAACUUUCAGAAACUUAUGCAAAUUCAAUACAGCUUAAAUGGACACCAUGAAAUAGUGCAACCUGGACGGGUUUUUCUGAAAGAGGGAACUCUGAUGAAGCUGUCUCGGAAAGUCAUGCAGCCCCGAGUGUUUUUCCUGUUUAAUGAUGCCCUGUUGUAUACAACACCGGUGCAGUCUGGGAUGUAUAAACUGAACAACAUGCUCUCAUUGGCUGGAAUGAAGGUCAGAAAACCUACCCAAGAAGCGUAUCAGAAUGAACUAAAGAUUGAAAGUGUAGAACGUUCCUUUAUCCUUUCAGCCAGUUCUGCCACAGAAAGGGAUGAAUGGCUAGAAGCGAUUUCCAGGUCAAUAGAAGAGUAUGCCAAAAAAAGAAUCACAUUCUGUCCUAGUAGGAGUCUUGAUGAGGCUGAUGCAGAAAAUAAAGAGGAAGUUAGUCCUCUUGGAUCAAAGGCUCCCAUCUGGAUCCCUGAUACCAGAGCCACAAUGUGUAUGAUCUGCACAAGUGAAUUUACUCUGACCUGGCGACGACACCACUGCCGGGCCUGCGGAAAGAUUGUAUGCCAAGCUUGUUCAUCAAAUAAGUAUGGUUUAGAUUACCUGAAAAAUCAACCAGCAAGAGUAUGUGAACACUGUUUCCAAGAACUGCAGAAACUAGAUCACCAGCAUUCUCCUAAGAUUGGAUCUCCUGGAAAUCACAAAUCUCCUUCAAGUGCCUUAUCAUCAGUCUUACAUAGUAUUCCAUCAGGGAGGAAACAGAAAAAAAUCCCAGCUGCUCUCAAGGAAGUAUCAGCAAAUACAGAAGAUUCUUCCAUGAGUGGCUAUUUGUACAGAUCAAAGGGCAAUAAAAAACCCUGGAAACACUUGUGGUUUGUCAUAAAAAAUAAAGUGCUGUAUACAUAUGCUGCAAGUGAGGAUGUGGCAGCUUUGGAGAGUCAGCCUUUACUCGGAUUCACUGUCACUCAAGUCAAAGAUGAGAAUUCAGAGUCUAGAGUGUUCCAGUUGCUGCACAAAAACAUGUUAUUUUAUUUGUUCAAAGCAGAUGAUGCUCACUCAGCUCAGAAGUGGAUAGAAGCAUUUCAGGAAGGCACAAUAUUGUAGUGAUACUGGUUUCAUCUCUUCUGUGAUUUCACGUGGUGGAAUUUCAUCAGAAUGGAGUAAAUGCAGUACAAAGAUUGUAUAUAAAUGAACACUGCCAAGAAAAUCCAGCCAAAAUCUUCAUCAAAUAUUAGAAAUUAUUUUGUUGGGUAUAAGGGGUUUUUUUUUGAAUGUUUGGUUUUUCAUGUGUGUUAUUUAUUAAAUUUUGAUGUUUACUUAAUUGUCAGAAUUAUUUCUGAGACUCACACUGAAUUCUAAAGUACCUUUUCUUUAGAAACCAGAAAACUUAUCUUAAUACUGUAUACUGUAUUAACCGUUUGUGACACAGAUUUCUCCAUGUGUUUAUAGUGUUUCAUUGUAACAUUCUCACCUGAGGUAAUAAGUCUUUGUAAAUACAAAAAUACACAUCAAGGAGAAAAUUUCCAUGCAGUGUUUGGUUUAGAAAUUAUUAUAAAACUGCUGAUAGAAAAAAAAUGUAUGUUUUUGAAUCAAUGAACUUACAUGAAUUUUUGUAUCUUUUAAUGGAAAAAACACGUGGCCAACUUCUACCUCAGCAACUGUGAAAUGAAAUUCCAGUAAAUUAUCUAGAGUAUUUCUGUUAUACCUCUUUUGGCAUGAGAUAAUGUUACAUCAUCAAGGAAUUAUAGCAAAGGGAUAGAUUCUGAAAGUUUUCAUUGAACUGAGCUAUGAGUAGUAGGAAAGAGGAUGUUUUCAUUUGCAGAGGAAUACAAAUAAUUAACUCUGUGGUCUUUCUAUUAAGUCUAAUCCUUUUUUUAAAGCUAGAAACAUAACUGUAUUAUUUUUUUAAAGCAAAAUAUGGUAAGCAUCAUAUUCCACAAUAUCCUUUGCUAUUAUAAGUGUUCUGAGCCCAAGUCAGUGGUGGUGGUUGCAUCUAAAUGUUCCAUUUCCUAUAAUAUUGUGCUUUAAAAAAUGAACUGGAAUUACCAUAUCAAACAAAAAAAAAAAGCACAUAUUCUAAGCCAGUGUUUACUGAAAUUGUAUUCAUUUUUUAAAGGUUAUUUAAUACUACUUUGUGUUAUGUCCUCCCUGGUAAUUAAAACAAAUCCUUUAUUUCUGUAACCAGUUGCCAAUGCGCACCUCAUUAGGAAAGAAUUAUAUUCAUAAUUCGGGUGCACUUACUACUAACGUGAACUGCUUUGUACAUAAAAUUGUUGAUGAAUAGAGUCUGAAAAAUGAAAUUCACACAGUGAUUAAAGUCAUUCUUGAUGUUCAUAAUUUA